AUGACGCCUUGGGAUGGCUCAUUCCCCUUCUAUCCUAACGUGAACACGUACUUCCCCUUCGACACCACCCAAGCUGUCAUCAUCUCUGUCUUCUUCUCCGCUCUGGCCACUUGCAUCAUCAUCCUGCCAGGGAUCCGAGGCAGAGGGCGGUUCUUCUGGUUACUGCGUGGAAUAACAGGUCUCUUCAUUGGAGCUGUGGUCCUCACGAUACAGUUCACCAGAGACUGGGAGAAUGGCUGGGUGACAGCAAACACCUCCUACAAGUCCUUCAGCCGUGCUAUGGUGAAUGCAGACAUUGGGUUGCACAUUGGCCUGGCAGGGGUGAACAUCACGUUCGUGGGAAACCCAGUGAAUCAGGUCAACGAGACCAUCAACUACAACGAGCACUUUGCCUGGAGCUUCGAUGCAGAUUAUGACCGCAGCUACAGUGAAGGCCUGGAGAAGGGGCUGCCCAGUCCCAUCCUCUACGUGGCAGAGAAGUUCACCUCACAAAGCCCCUGUGGUGUGCACAACCCGUAUCGCAUCUCUGGCCGCUACGCAUCCCUCACACUGUGGAUGGCCUUUUGCACAUGGGUCCUUGCCACCUUGCUCUUCUCCAUGCCCAUUCUGCUCUAUGGUGGCUACAUGCUCCUGCUCACUGCAGCCCUGAUGCUCUUCUCAUUGUUCUUCCUCUUCACUGUGAGGAACACUCCGAAUUGUCCCAUCCAGUUUGGCCCAGCUUCCCUGAAAACAGCUUAUGGCGGAUCCUUUUGGCUGACUUUAACUACAGGGCUGCUGUGCCUCCUGCUGGGGCUGGGUGUCAUCGUCCUCAAUUCCGUGCAUCCGGAGAAGCUGAAACUUCUCUUCAACCUGGAUGACACGGAUGGAAAGGGAGAAGCAGCAGAAGGGUGGGAGAAGUCCCACUUGCCAACUGAUGCCAGCGCUUCUGAGCAAGAAAUGCUGACGGUCCCUUUGAGCGAACUUUGUGAGGUGACAGUCACCAAGCUCUAA
This is a messenger RNA of Nothoprocta perdicaria, 990 nucleotides long. Its product is annotated as dual oxidase maturation factor 1-like. The record is from RefSeq and is a predicted model, not a curated record. Gene Ontology annotation, biological process: protein transport. Gene Ontology annotation, cellular component: endoplasmic reticulum membrane. The transcript has 6 exons. Bases 1 to 990 code for a protein of 329 amino acids. NCBI's taxonomy places the organism in Eukaryota, Metazoa, Chordata, Aves, Tinamiformes, Tinamidae.